GCCAGUCUCUCACUCUUGCCCCCAUAUUGCACCAUCUCUCCUUAAGAAUUCAUGAUGACUUCGUCCCAUCAGAGCCACACCACCAGCUUCAACCCCCGGAGGAUCAAGACUAAGGCGAAGCCACCACAUCAGAUCAGUCACAUGAGACCGUCUCCGGCGGCUCAGCCGGUACUUAAAUGUCCGAGGUGUGAUUCCGUCAACACCAAGUUCUGUUACUACAACAACUACAGCUUAUCUCAGCCACGCCACUACUGCAAAAACUGUCGCCGUUACUGGACACGUGGCGGAACCCUACGUAACGUCCCCAUCGGUGGCUCAACCAGAAACAAGAACAAGCCUUCUAGCCUCCAAGUCAUCUCUUCUCCACCUCCGAUUGUAGCACCAUUGUCGUCUCACGAGCUCGUUGAUGGGUUUCGUAUGAACAGAGCGAUGAUAGACCCUUCUUCGACGGCGUUUCCAGGUGGAUUCUCCGGCUACAUGUUUUCGUUGGAUCCUAACUACAAUCUUGCAUCUUCUUCUAUCGAGUCUUUGAGUUCUUUAAACCAAGAUUUGCACCAGAAGCUUCAGCAACAGAGACUCUUCACUUCCAUGUUUCAACAAGAUUCUCCACCGGUUAUGUUUCAUAACGUUGAGCUACUUCCUCCUUCGACAGCGACAACGGAGUGGGCUUUCGAUAGAUCAGCCAUUGGGGAAGCAACAAGUGGCAGUAAUGAAAACAAUGGUGAACGUGAGGGUAAUUUAGGAAGUUGGUACUAUAAUCCUAAUAAUUCUAUGCCCUAGUUCAUUCUUUUAAUUCUCAAUGUCAUUACCAUUAUUAGUCUCUAAUGUUGUAGCUAGCUUGCAGAAGCUAUGGAUGAAACAAAUUCAUCAGUAUUAAGUUUCCCCUCUUGUAGUAAAUUUUUACAUAAUAAUUUGGUUGA
Molecule: messenger RNA, 920 nt
Organism: Brassica oleracea var. oleracea
Lineage: Eukaryota; Viridiplantae; Streptophyta; Magnoliopsida; Brassicales; Brassicaceae
Product: dof zinc finger protein DOF4.7
Exons: 1
Coding region: 52-780 (242 amino acids)
Biological process (GO): regulation of DNA-templated transcription
Molecular function (GO): DNA-binding transcription factor activity; DNA binding
Source: RefSeq, a predicted model, not a curated record